AUGUUCAGUUUUGGUAGUAUUUUCUUGGCUUCUGUGUACAGAUUGAUCAUCAAGAUUGUUGGGUUCAUAUCUAAGUAUGCAAAAAGAUCAAAUCAUGGUGUGGUUGAAGAGAAUAGUUCAAAUUUGAGCGAAAAUCGUUCUGAAAAGGAUGAUGAAGUAUUUUCUUAUAGUUCAACAGGUUUUUUAUCAAGUGGGGUUGCUGAAAAAGAGAGUUAUUUGGAUUAUGAAAACAGCAAAAAGGAUUUAGGUGAAAAUGUUGCAGAGACAGGGGAAUCUGUUUUCUUGCAAAGUGGCUUGAUUUCUAGCUGCAGUAAGUAUGAAUUUAUCUCCGGUGAAAAUGUCAGUUUCCAACUCGAAGAGCCGAAAGAAAUGAAUUUUUUGGUUCAAGAGAUGUUUUUGGGGUCAGAUGAAGCUCAUUUGAUAAAGAUGAACUCAUUUGAGCCGGAUUUGGAUAAAGAUGAACCGGAAUUCCAUGAAAACUCAAGCGCCCUUUCCUUUCGUUUUAAUCUGCUGAAUAUUGAUAUGGGAAGUGCAGAUAAUAGAAAUCUUCAGGAUGAAAAGAACUGUGAGGAGAAAGAAAAAAUGAGCUCAAAUGACUCCAAAGAUUUUCAAAUUAAAGGAGCAAGGCCUAUGAAAGAAGAAAUUUUGGAUGAUCAAGAAUAUUUUUAUGAGGUUGAGUUACUCCCUUACAGUGAAUUCUCUGCCGUUGAUGCAAAUCAAGAAUCGGAAAUUAUAGGGAAUGAUGAAAUCAAGCCCACCAAUGAAAAUGAGCACGAUGUUAACGAUAAACGAUUAGCUAUCGAGAAUUUUUUGCCGAGCAUGGAAAAAGUUGAGGAUUCGGACGAUGAGUACAUUGAAUUCAAACCUUCUUCUGCAAAUACUCGCUUUUGUAAUAAUAGUGAAGCUAAUAUCUCCCGAGAAAGCAAGAAUUUUGAUUUUUCCGAUGAUGACGAGGAUGAAAACGAUGUUCUGUGGGAGCAUCAGAACUUAGUCCGGCAGAUUAAAAUGGAGAUGAAAAAUUGCAAGGUUAGAGGAAAGCUUCCCACAAUAUCUGAAGAGUGUGAAGAAUCUCCUAAGAUGGCCGAGGAUUUGAGACCUCUUGAAAUCAACCAUAAAAUCGAGUACAAAGAUGUAAUGGACGAGAUUCACAAGUUCUACAAAAGCUACUCGGAGAAAAUGCACAAACUGGACGUCUUGAAUUAUCAAACCUUGCAUGCAAUGAGUUUCCUCCAGUUGAAAGACUCAGAAGUUUUUACCACGAGCAAGAAAAAAACAGACUUGGUAACUUUUAUAAAUUUACCAAAACUUUGGCCUACCAAAGUCCCGAAGAUCCAUGCCGAUCCAUCACAAAAGUCGAUUAUCGAAAUGAAUCAUGAUUUGGAAUUGGUCUAUGUGGGACAACUUUGUCUUUCUUCAGAAAUUUUACGUUGGUUGUACGUAAAAUCGAGAGAAUUACUGAAACAUGACUGUAAAGGAAAGCACUCGUACAACCGAGCUGCCGAGGAAUUUCAGCAGUUUCAAGUUCUGUUGCAGAGGUUUAUGGAGAAUGAAGAGUUUCAAGGGCAAAGAAUUCCGAAUUAUGUUAGAACUCGGCUUACUAUACGCGGCCUUCUUCAGGUCCCGAUGAUCAAAGGCGAUUGUUUGAAGGCUAAUAAGGAAACGCGAGAUGAAAUGGAAGUGAUUUCGCUCGAGAAACUAUCGGAAAUUAUCAGAGAAUCAAUGAUUAUUUUCCGUGAAUUUGUUUUGGCCGAUAAAUGUUCGACAAACGUGGUUCUAAAGGGUAUCCAAGGAACUAAACUUCAUCCUAAACACUCUCCAAAUGCAGAGCUUUUAGUUGAGACCAUCUCAAAUCUUCAGAAGAAGGAAAGAAGAAUCAGAGACCACAUUCGAUGUCAAAAGUGCAUCGUAAAGAAAUUUAAGAAACUCGAAAAAUGUCGUUCGGACAUGGAUUUAUCGACUUCUCAAGUCGAGUUGAGGUUGGUUUCGAGGAGGCUAACAUACAGGAAGCGUCACAGCUAUGCCACGAAAUCGAACCAGCACCGGGUCGUCAAAACUCCCGGUGGGAAGCUUGUGUAUCAGACCACUAAGAAGAGGGCUAGUGGCCCCAAGUGCCCUGUGACUGGCAAGAGGAUCCAAGGGAUUCCUCACUUGAGACCUGCUGAGUACAAGAGAUCGAGAUUGCCCAGAAAUCGGAGGACUGUGAAUCGUCCUUAUGGUGGAGUGUUGUCUGGUGUUGCUGUGAGAGAAAGGAUCAUUAGGGCUUUCUUGGUGGAAGAACAGAAGAUUGUGAAGAAGGUCUUGAAGAUUCAGAAAGCCAAGGAAAAGCUUGCUGCCAAGAGCUAG
Striga hermonthica is the source of this 2343-nucleotide messenger RNA. NCBI's taxonomy places the organism in Eukaryota, Viridiplantae, Streptophyta, Magnoliopsida, Lamiales, Orobanchaceae. The record is from the annotation of a GenBank genome assembly.